Messenger RNA from Eimeria acervulina, 2061 nucleotides. RefSeq lists its product as hypothetical. The transcript is spliced from 8 exons. Gene Ontology annotation, biological process: mRNA cis splicing, via spliceosome. Bases 1 to 2061 code for a protein of 686 amino acids. The record is from RefSeq and is a predicted model, not a curated record. Gene Ontology annotation, molecular function: protein binding. Gene Ontology annotation, cellular component: cytoplasm; spliceosomal complex. Lineage: Eukaryota; Apicomplexa; Conoidasida; Eucoccidiorida; Eimeriidae.
AUGGGGAAGAGGCGCCGCGGCAGCACCUCAAGCGAAAGCGAUGGAGGCCACGGUAGUGCUUCGAAUCAACGGGGGAAGUAUGGGGCAACAAUGGCGUCUGCCGCACGACCUGCAAGGCCUGUGACAGUGCAAGAGCUGCGCGCGGAGAGGAAGAAGCUGCUAAGUGAACACUUCGGCUACAGCAACGACAACAACCCGUUUGGUGAUCGUUUGCUGGCUGAGCCCUUCGUGUGGAAGAAGAAGAAUUUGCUGCUGCAAGCAGCAGGAAAGAAACAUGCGACAACUGUCAACGCGCUACUGACGACAUCCGUCAGCAAAGUGCAAGAAAUCAAGAGCGUUAAGAAACGCAGAGAAGAACGUGAAGCAGAAGAGCAGCUGAUGCAGGCGCAGCGAGAGGAGCUACAGCGCGAGAAGGAGAGGGAGCACUUCCAGGACUACUUUGAAAAAGAAGAAGUAUUUCACAGGCAAAUGCACUUAAGGAAGACGGAAAUUAGGGCAGAACAAAACAGAGAACAACCCAUCGACUUUAUCGUCAAAGGGCUGCGCAUGCUCAAUGGAGAAAAAUUCGAAAAAGUAUCUGUACUUCCGGUCCCUCCUCAUGAAGUGUUUGACUCCUUCAACAAAGAACCAAUGACAGUGCCAAUGAUAGAGGAAAUGCUGUCGGACGUGAAGCUGCAUAUCGGGGUGGAUACGACUGCAGUGGAUAAAGACUACCAGGACUUCUGGCAGGCGUUGCUGGUGUUGACGAAAGACGCUCUAGAAAAGGCAGAGCGGAAGAAAAAGGUGCUUGAGGAACUCCGCAAAAACUCCUCUGCAGAUGCUGCAGCACAAGCAGCAGCCAUUCUAGCCAACAACACUUCAGUAGGAGAUGUGCGAGACACAGAAUCCGGCAUUGCCGUGGGCGUCGCCUCGGAUAUUACAGCAAUUCUCAGCGGAAAGACACCCGAAGAACUCGACGCGCUCAAAGAAAGCAUCAAGAUCAAACUUGAAACCGAAGAAGAUGUAGACUCAGCUUACUGGGAAGCAAUUCUCCAGAAGAUCCCCUUGUUCAGGGCGAGGGCGAUCUGCUUGAUGUACCAUCAACGGAUUCAGCAGAAGGCAGCAGAGCUGGACCAUCAGCUGAAGUGCGAACGGGCAGCGGCGGAGGCGGAGCAGCUGAAGGCGCGUGCGGAGGAAGCAGGGCUGACAGACGACUUGUUGUUGGCGACAGAAGAAGAGGCACGUCAGCAACAGAAAGUGCAGCAAAUACAGGAACAGGCGAAACGUAUGGCGCGCGUCGUGGAGAAGGAGAUAAACCCUGGGGCGGACGGGAGCUACUCGCCAGAACUUGAACCGUACGAAGAUGAGGCAGAGGCUCCCAAACCCAGGGGCCCCUAUUCACCUCUCUUGUACCCCUUUGAUGAAUUCCGCAUGGAAACCAACAUCUUGCACCCUGACGAGGAACUUGAACAGCGAAUGGCUGAACGGAAGAUCGCCAAGCAUCGCGAACGCGAAAGGCGGCUGAUUCAGCUGGGUCUAGACAAGGAGAAAAAUACACCGGAGGAGGAAGACGACGAGGAGAUCUUAGAUCCUGCAGCGAAGAUCGUGACGUACGAGGAUUUCGUGCGCAAGGAACAGAAAAAUGCAAGUCCGGACGAAGAGGUCCUUGCAGACUCAUCUGAAAUGAAGCUGAAACAGCACUACGGGUGGGAGGAGAAAUACCGACCCAGAAAACCACGUUUUUUCAAUCGUGUGCGUACGUGCUAUUUUUGGAACAAGUACAACCAGACGCACUACGAUCACGACAACCCUCCCCCAAAGAUCGUGCAGGGGUACAAGUUCAACAUCUUCUACCCGGAUUUAAUCGACAAGACAAAGACCCCAACGUGGACUCUCGAGCCGUCGGAUACUCCAGACACUAUCAUCGUGCGCUUCCAUGCAGGUCCACCCUAUGAAGAUGUCGCAUUCAAGGUUUUGAAUCGCGAAUGGCAUUUAGAACGAUUCAGAGGGUUUCGCAACGUAUUUGACCGCGGUAUCAUGCAGUUGUACUUCAGCUUCAAAAAGUACUGUUACCGGCGAUAA